AUGUCGCAUAGAAAAUUUUCGGCGCCUCGCCAUGGUUCCAUGGGAUUCUAUCCCAAGAAAAGGUCCCGUCGUCAUCGUGGUAAAGUUAAGGCGUUCCCUAAAGAUGAUCCCAGUAAACCUGUACACCUCACGGCGUUUAUUGGAUACAAGGCUGGUAUGACCCACGUGGUUCGUGAGCCUGACCGCCCUGGAUCAAAAAUUAAUAAGAAGGAAAUUGUUGAGGCUGUUACGAUCAUUGAGACACCUCCAAUGGUAUGUGUUGGUGUUGUUGGCUACAUUGAAACUCCACAUGGUCUUCGUGCACUAUUGACAGUCUGGGCGGAACACAUGUCUGAAGACUGUAGACGUCGCUUCUACAAGAACUGGUACAAGUGCAAGAAGAAGGCCUUCACCAAGGCUAGCAAGAAAUGGCAAGAUGAGCUUGGGCGGAAAUCAAUUGAGAAGGAUUUCAAGAAAAUGAUUCGUUACUGUAGUGUGAUCAGGGUUAUUGCUCAUACUCAAAUGAAGCUAUUGAAGCAACGUCAGAAGAAGGCUCAUAUUAUGGAGAUCCAAGUCAAUGGUGGAACUGUUGAAGAUAAAGUCAAGUGGGCAAGAGAACAUCUGGAGAAACCUAUCCCUAUUGAUUCGGUGUUUGCCCAAGAUGAGAUGAUUGACUGCAUUGGUGUGACAAAGGGGAAAGGUUACAAAGGUGUGACUUCCCGUUGGCAUACCAAAAAGCUUCCUCGCAAGACACAUAAAGGUCUACGUAAAGUAGCCUGUAUUGGAGCUUGGCAUCCUUCAAGAGUUUCAUUCACUGUUGCUAGGGCUGGUCAGAAGGGCUACCAUCACCGAACUGAAAUGAACAAGAAGAUUUACCGUAUUGGACAAGGAAUCCACACUAAGGAUGGAAAAGUUAUUAAAAACAAUGCAUCUACCGAAUAUGACUUGUCUGAGAAGUCCAUCACACCAAUGGGUGGGUUCCCUCACUAUGGAGAGGUCAAUAAUGACUUUGUAAUGAUCAAAGGUUGCUGUAUGGGUCCCAAGAAACGAGUUAUAACUUUGAGGAAAUCCCUACGAGUACACACAAAGAGAGCUGCUCUGGAGAAGAUCAACCUCAAGUUUAUUGACACGUCGUCUAAAUUCGGACAUGGUCGCUUCCAGACCCCAGCUGAUAAGGCUGCAUUUAUGGGCACACUUAAGAAGGAUCGUAUUAGAGAAGAAGCUGCUGCUACUGCUACUCCAGCAGCGGCGCAAUCUUAA
Messenger RNA from Parnassius apollo (apollo), 1239 nucleotides. The record is from the annotation of a GenBank genome assembly. NCBI's taxonomy places the organism in Eukaryota, Metazoa, Arthropoda, Insecta, Lepidoptera, Papilionidae.